Asterias rubens (European starfish) is the source of this 2189-nucleotide messenger RNA. Its product is annotated as 26S proteasome regulatory subunit 7. Lineage: Eukaryota; Metazoa; Echinodermata; Asteroidea; Forcipulatida; Asteriidae. The record is from RefSeq and is a predicted model, not a curated record. The transcript is spliced from 12 exons. Gene Ontology annotation, cellular component: proteasome regulatory particle, base subcomplex. Gene Ontology annotation, molecular function: proteasome-activating activity; ATP binding; ATP hydrolysis activity. The coding region runs from base 75 to 1379 and encodes 434 amino acids. Gene Ontology annotation, biological process: proteasome-mediated ubiquitin-dependent protein catabolic process.
UUAAGAUAAGUUGGUCGUCGGCCAUUGCUGUAUUUUACGAAGUUUUGCUCAGGAAUAUCAGCCAAAAACUCACCAUGCCGGACCAUUUAGGCGGUGAUAUGAGAAAAGUAAAGAAAGAGGAAGAAAAGGAAGAUAAACCAAUUCAAGCACUUGACGAGGGUGAUAUCGCACUCCUGAAAACAUAUGGAGCUGGUCCUUACACAACACCAAUCAAAACAGUUGAAGAUGACAUCCAAAGUUCAAUCAAAAAGGUCAACGAACUUGCAGGAAUCAAGGAGUCCGAUACUGGAUUGGCCAAUCCAGCGUUAUGGGAUCUGCAGGCUGAUAAACAGACGCUACAGAGUGAACAGCCUCUACAGGUUGCAAGAUGCACCAAAAUCAUCAAUGCUGACUCAGAGGAUGCCAAGUACAUCAUCAACGUCAAACAGUUCGCUAAGUUUGUUGUGGAUCUCCAUGACAAUGUGGCGCCCACAGACAUUGAGGAAGGCAUGAGAGUAGGAGUUGACAGAAACAAGUACCAGAUCCACAUUCCACUUCCUCCAAAGAUCGACCCAACAGUCACAAUGAUGCAGGUUGAGGAGAAGCCAGAUGUGACGUACUCCGAUGUCGGGGGUUGCAAGGAACAGAUCGAGAAGCUGAGGGAGGUCGUUGAGACACCUCUUCUUCAUCCCGAGAAGUUUGUGAAUCUCGGAAUCGAACCCCCAAAAGGUGUCCUCCUGUACGGUCCACCAGGGACGGGUAAGACGCUGUGUGCCAGGGCGGUUGCUAAUCGCACAGAUGCCUGCUUCAUCAGGGUUAUUGGAUCUGAGCUCGUCCAGAAGUACGUCGGCGAGGGAGCGAGGAUGGUACGAGAGCUGUUUGAGAUGGCAAGGACCAAGAAAGCCUGUCUCAUCUUCUUUGAUGAAAUUGAUGCCAUUGGAGGUGCGAGAUUUGACGACGGCGCAGGAGGAGACAAUGAAGUCCAACGCACCAUGUUGGAGCUGAUCAACCAAUUGGACGGAUUCGAUCCCCGUGGCAACAUCAAGGUUCUCAUGGCAACCAACAGGCCUGAUACCCUCGACCCCGCCUUAGUCAGACCAGGACGGUUGGAUCGUAAGGUGGAGUUUGGUCUGCCAGAUUUAGAGGGACGGACACACAUCUUCAAGAUUCAUGCUCGCUCAAUGAGUGUAGAGAGAGACAUCCGAUAUGAGCUGCUAGCUCGACUCUGUCCAAACUGCACAGGUGCUGAGAUUCGUAGCGUCUGUACCGAGGCUGGAAUGUUUGCAAUCCGCGCCAGAAGAAAGGUGGCGUCCGAGAAGGACUUUAGAGAGGCCAUCAACAAAGUCAUCAAAGCAUACGCUAAAUUCAGUUCCACUCCGCGUUACAUGACGUACAACUAAGUUAUUGAAAGCAGAAUUACAUGUAGAGAGCUAUUUAGCUCCAAACUAACAAAGAACUUAAAACUUCAUUUGUAAAAAGUGUCUUUUUAAAAAAGUUUGAUGCCCAAAAUGUUUAACCCUCACGGAGCGUCUCAAGGUUUAAUCGAGAGGAGCUUUUUGAUUGGAUCGUUAAGUAUUCCAGUGGGCAUACACACGCACAUGAAUACCUGCAUACCUGAACCGGUCCGUUUGACCACCCAAAGAUUUUUGGAAUAUUAAAAAAUGCUAAUAAUGUGUAUUUACUAGUGUAGGAAUGUUGUCGGAGUUCGGCACAAUGUCGCAGUCCAGCAGAACGAUCUGGAUUGCGGGCAUACACCUACAAGAAAAGGCUUUUCUCCCCUAGAAUGUGUCUUGACUUUUGAGACACUCACUAAGGCCAUGUGACCAUUGCAGGAAGUUUAUAUUUAAGUGAAUUUGGUAAUCAAAGCCUGGGGAAAGUUGUGGUUCACUGGUUUCGUUUUACACUUCAAGCAGACUCAUGAAGGACCCUUACAAACAGGAAUGCUACUUUGCAUUCAAAUUGAUUUUCUCAGCUUGGCAGACCCGGGGGUGUGGGGGGGGUUGGAGUUUUGUCUGCGAUUGUACAAAAAUGUCUUAAAGGAACAUGUGUGUAACCGUUUGUUAUGAAAUGCACAUGGGUAGAAAGAUGUUGUAAAAGUAGAAUACAAUGAUCCACACAAACAACAGCCACACAAAUCCACACAGCCUCGAAAUUGCACGGUUUUCCUUUUACCUCGUCGACUUACACGGUCGGCCAUUAUGGGAGUCAAA